CUCAUUGUUUACUUACUGAGCCGUUCAAAAGACUCGAUUCGUUCGCGAAAGUCACAGCUCUAGCCCAUGGUCCAAGUUGAGUACGGCAGCAGAGAGAGAGGGUCGUCUGCCUGCGGAACAUCGCCGCUGCCGGUCGGACUUUCUUCCUACCGCGGCCUGUCUAAGACACGUCCGCCUUGGAUACAACACUCGCCAGUUUUAGCCCGAAGUCGGACGCGGGGGUGUCGGCCCUGCGCUUGGCCUCGCGCCGCUUGCUAGCAAGAAGUUAGCAUGGCGGAGAACCACAACCUGGUGGCCGAGGACAAGACCACCAAGCCGGGCCACGGUGAAGUCAACCACAGGUGGAAGUACAUCAGCCUGGCCCUGCUGGUGGUCCAGAACUCCGUGCUCAUACUCAGCAUCCGUUAUGUGCGCACGAUGCCGGGCGAGCGUUUCUUUGCCACGUCGGCUGUGGUCAUGGCAGAGGUCCUCAAGGUGCUGGCGUGUCUCCUCAUCAUCCUGUUGCAGGAGAGGCUCAACGUGAAGGAGACGGCGGCGCUCCUGGUGGACGGCAUCUUUUUCCAGUACAGGGACACGUUGAAGUUGGCAGUUCCGUCCCUCAUCUACACGCUACAGAACAACCUGCAGUACGUCGCCAUCUCCAACCUGCCCGCCGCCACCUUCCAGGUGACGUACCAGUUGAAGAUCCUGACUACGGCGCUGUUCAGCGUAUUGAUGCUGAGGAAAAGUCUGACAAGAGUCCAGUGGUUGGCUCUGCUGCUGCUCUUUGUGGGUGUCGCCAUUGUGCAGGUGCAGCAGGACGGCAACAAGGAGGCGGCGCACGCCGACCAGAACUACACCAUCGGCCUGAUCGCCGUGGUCAUCAGCUGUUUGUCGUCGGGGUUUGCCGGCGUCUACUUCGAGAGGAUCCUGAAGGGAAGCGCCCCGUCCGUCUGGGUCCGUAACGUACAGCUGGGCAUCUUCGGCAUGUCCCUGGGCAUGCUGGGACUGUGGUGGAACGACGGCGCCGCUGUGAGCCGGCGCGGCUUCCUGUCGGGCUACACUCCGAUGGUGUGGGGCGUCAUCCUCAACCAGGCGUUCGGUGGCCUCCUGGUUGCCGUGGUGGUCAAGUACGCCGACAACAUCCUCAAAGGCUUCGCCACGUCCCUCUCCAUCAUCAUCUCCACCGUCCUGUCCGUCUACCUCUUCGCCUUCAACGUGGACCUAAUGUUCACUGCCGGGGCUGGGCUGGUUAUCAGCGCCGUCUACAUGUACAGCCUGCCCAAAGCUUCGCCACGCCCCAGCCUGUCUUACGCCGCCACGCAGGAGUGCGCCGAUAUGGAGGCCUUUCCGACAAAGUGUGCCAGGAAGCAGAAAGGAUCUUGAGAGGAAGAGCGCUCUCUGACGCCCCCUGCUGGUGCAGCACACUAACAUGUGACGGCUCAAUGGAUAGGGCACACGACCUGUCACUCAAAGGAGCUAAUUUCUCACGUUUUAUGUCAAAUUUUAAUGCAAAACUCAGGUUUUUUUAAUAGCCACGAGUUAUGUUGGGACAAAAUACAGUACUAGGCAAAUAAAGCUCGUUCCAAUCAACGG
Entelurus aequoreus (snake pipefish) is the source of this 1575-nucleotide messenger RNA. RefSeq names its product UDP-galactose translocator-like. The transcript has 6 exons. Gene Ontology annotation, molecular function: UDP-galactose transmembrane transporter activity. The coding region runs from base 271 to 1365 and encodes 364 amino acids. Gene Ontology annotation, biological process: pyrimidine nucleotide-sugar transmembrane transport. NCBI's taxonomy places the organism in Eukaryota, Metazoa, Chordata, Actinopteri, Syngnathiformes, Syngnathidae. Gene Ontology annotation, cellular component: Golgi membrane. The record is from RefSeq and is a predicted model, not a curated record.